Molecule: messenger RNA, 2054 nt
Organism: Taeniopygia guttata (zebra finch)
Lineage: Eukaryota; Metazoa; Chordata; Aves; Passeriformes; Estrildidae
Source: RefSeq, a predicted model, not a curated record
UCCUUUUUUUUUUCUUUUAUUUUUUUUUUUCUUUCCUUCUUUUUUUUUUUUUUUUUUUUACCUUUGUGUUUUGGGAGCUGAGGGGCAUUUGGGAGUUGCUGCCUCAGGGUGUUUGGGAUAUACUGCUGGAGCUUAGAAUUUCCUCCCUUCCAGUGCUCCCAAGCAGGUAAGGACACAACCAUCACUUCCUCCAGUGCCCCUGCCCUGGGCCGGCUUUGGGGGCUGCAGCCCAGGGCUGGGGUGUCCCAGCUCUGUCCUUGUGUGUCACAUCCCAGGCACAGGCAAUGUCCUCACUCGGCUCUGGAGCGCCCUUGGGGCGCAAUUCCCAGCCCAGCUGCGGCCCCCCAGUGCCAGCCCCAAGGAAUUCCCUCCUGGCACAGCCUCUCCCUCCGCCCUGGAGCUGCUCCCUCGCCCUGCUGGGCCAGGAGGACAUCGUGGAGAGCUACAGCGGGUACGUGGGACGGCUUGAAAUGAGCUGGGCUAUGCCUUUAUUAAUGUUCAGCUCUUUAUUAAAAAGAUCAGCUGGGCAGGGAGCUCAACACGGAGCUCACCCCCACUGUUGGAGCUUUUUCCAGGGGGGAGGAGGGUGCAGAGUCUGUCCCUGGAGUCUCCGUGGCACACUGGUAGCUGGAGGACCGAGCCCUGUGUCCCCACGCUGUGCCAGCAGCUCCUGCGAGCUGGGGGUGGCCCUGCUGGAGCGCUCCCGCUCGGGCCCCGACCCGCAGCUGGUGCGCAGGAUCGUGGCCCAGGUGGAGUUCUACCUGUCCGACGAGAACCUGGCCAAGGACGCCUUCCUCCUCAAGCACGUGCAGAAGAACAAGAUGGGCUUUGUCAGCAUCAAGCUGCUGACCUCCUUCAAGAAGGUGAAAUACCUGACCCGGGACUGGCGCCUCACCCUCUACGCCCUCAAGUUCUCGGCGCUGCUGGAGGUGAACAAGGAGGGCACCAAAGUCCGGCGGCGCCUCCCCAUCCCCGAGGACCUGCUGAGCGUCCCCCCCAGCAAGCUGCUGCUGGCCUGGGAGCUGCAGCCGCGGGAGCAGGACCUGCCCGUGCAGAAGAACUUCCUGGACACCAUCACUGGGAUGUUCAGCCCCUUCGGGCCCAUCGCCUCCAUCCGCCUGCUGCGGCCGGGCCGCAAGCUGCCCUCGGACGUGCGCAGGUACUCCUCGCGCUUCCCCGAGCUGCUGAGCCGCUGCUGUGCCCUGGUGGAGUACGAGAGCCUGGAGAGCGCCCGCAGCGCCGCCGAGAGCCUCGGGCACCGCGACUGGCACAGCCUCAGGGUGGUGCGGCUCUGCGGCAAGGGCGGCAAGAAGAAACCCGGGCAGGAGCGGCCGGCCUGGAAGGUGCCAGCGCCGGCUCGGCCCUUCGCCCGCAGCCCGGGGGAUGCCCUGCCCAGCGGCGCUCCCCAGCCCGGUGCUGCCUCGGGGUCGCUGUCCCUCCUCCUGAACCAGGACCUGCUGGCACCGGCCUGGCCUGGCGGCGACUUCCCGCCGGAAGAUUCCAGCGCUUUUCCCACCUCGCUGCUCCCCGGCAAGGGCUUCCCUCCGCUGGGGAUGGGCACCGAGAGCCGCCCGGGGAGCGCCGCGGGCUCCUGGACACCCUGGGGCAGCGCUGGCCUCUGUCCCAAAGCUGCCCCCAGCGAUGCCCAGUGGGUGUCCGAGCCCCUCGGGCUGUGGGACGGGGUCCUGCGCCUGCCCCGCGGCCCCGAGGGCACCCAGGGCUUCGGCAGCAGCUUCGGGAGAGAAGAGCUCGUCCUCCGGCACUGAGAUUUGUUCAGAUUCAGGGUUAGGGCUUGUAAUUGUCUUUCUUUUCCCUUCUUCUUUCGAGUGGAAGACUUUUCUCUGGUCCUGCGAGCUGUGGGCAGUGGCAGUGCAGCUGAUCCAGGGGACAGAAGUUUUGGGGCAAGGACGAUGCUCGAGGCAGACGCUGAGCAGCAGCAGGGGCUGUGCUGUGCUCAUGCCAGUGAGACUGUGCUUGCUCAGGGCCAGAGCUGGGUUUGGGGUCCAGGUUUUGGAUGAGAAAUGGACAAUAAAGAGAGAUUAAGUUUCCAGGCA